Messenger RNA from Symbiodinium natans, 1623 nucleotides. The record is from the annotation of a GenBank genome assembly. NCBI's taxonomy places the organism in Eukaryota, Dinophyceae, Suessiales, Symbiodiniaceae.
AUGACCAUCAUCCGAUUUGGCGACGAGCUUUGGCUUGGGCGCGCCGAGCCGAGACCGGGAGGAAACGACUUCCUGAUUGGUCGCCGCAAUUUCCGCGCCGUCGCUGUUUCCGCCCGCGGCAAGGCACUGCUGCUGGUGCUGGGAGGUCGCAGAGGGGAGCGCUAUCAGAAUGAUGUGUGGCGCAGUCUCGAUGACGGCCUCCGCUGGGAGGAGGUCUCGGCCCACGAGGAUGGCCGAUGGGAAGAGGGCGGCGUCGCUGUUCGCCGAAAGUGGUGCGGCAGGGAAGCCUUCGGGGCGGCCGCCGGAUGUGUGGCAGGCACGACGCAGGGCUUGGUCUACGUCGCCUGCGGCCUCGGAGCAGCGCGCCCGAUGGAAGAUGUUUGGGUCUCGGAGGACUUUGGCCGCAGCUUCGUGCGCACUUGCCAGGCCGGCCCCUUCGGCCGGCGUGCGAGUCCCGGGCUAGCUGUCAGCCCAGGGCGGCCGCAGCAGGUCGUGUUGGUCGGGGGAGGCUGGAACUCAAAUCCCGAGUUCUGGGACUGCUGGAUCUCGUCGAACGUGGGCGAGACUUGGACAGAAGUUCCAACGCCAGCAAACGAGCUCCCACGGCGGCAGGUGGUGGUCGCGUUUCUGUCUUCCAGGCUGCUGGUUCUGGGAGGGCACAACCGGCGCGAGCCCGUCGUUGAUGCCCACCUUGCCACCGUCGACUGGAUGGCCGGGACUGCGGUUUGGCAGUCCGUGGCGUACAAGCAAGGCUCCUCAGAGGAGGUGAUCGACGAGUGGCUGCCUGGUGAGAUGCCCUGCUUUCUGAGCCACUGCUCUGUGGUUGAUGCCCAUCAGGGAAGAGUUUUCGGCCUCACGACCGGGGUGAACUACACGCUGGGAGCACUCGAGCUGUCCAAGAUGGGCGACACGGACCGCCCCAGCCUCCGACUCUCAACUGGGCCGUUGCAGAGCCUUCUCCCGCGCGUCAGCCCCUCCGAAUCGGUGGUGUCCCCCAGCGCCUCGGGCACCGGACCUCUGCAGCAGCGGCUUCACGUCCUGCUCCCCGAUGCCAGGCGGCUCUAUCUCCUCGAAGGUGAUGCUGGCUGGCUCCUGGCUACGUGCAGCGAGCAGCAGCGCAGCCGCCAGGAGAGCUUGCUCAGGCCACAGGCUUGGUGGAGGCUGCCCAUGGAGCUCUGGGCCAAAGUGCUCCUCUUCCUGCCUUUUGGGAAGUUGCGGCAGAAGGAGAAGGAGGUCGAGGAAGUUCGCAACAGAGUCAUGUCCACCAGAGAGCGCUACCACGCCCUCGUGGAGGAGGCUGGCGGCAGGGCCGCUGUGGAGGAUCUCGGCUUCAACGUCCGCUACGGAAGCCCUCGGCCACUUCACAGGCCCUGCAACUCGCCUCCCAGGCGGCCGCUCUCUGGACCGGCUCCAGGCAAGCCUGAGACCAAAAAUGCAGGGGAAGGCCGUGCCGACAUCGCCAAGAACGUUGCAGAAGGCAAGCCGGAUGCCAAAGCUGCAGAAGGUCGGCCUGAUGUAUCGAAGGGCAUCGAAGAAGGCUUCUCUCCUCAGUUCAUGACUGCUCAUGUCGUUCGUCUGAAGCUAGACCUGAGCCCUGCCAGAUCAAGCACCACGGUCUUCUAA